CAUUUUGGUUACGAAAAGUGGCAGUAUUCGCGUCACAUGUUGCCUUUUGGCACCGCGUUUAAAGUAGAAGAAGAAAACAGCGGAAGAAGAUGCUCUAGUUUCGUUUCCGUUUGACCUAUUUCGUGUCUCAUAUUGGCAUUAGUUAAUAGUGUUUAUGUGCAACAAUGGAAUUUGUGUGUUCGUAAUUUAGCAGUUUGUAUUUUUUUAAUAGCUGGUUUGAUUUAUUCUUUAUAUCCAUAAAGCGAUACAAAGCAAAGGAGCAUUGCUAACUGUAAGCUUAGCAAAAUACAGUAAGCUAAAUAUUAUUUAGCCGCUUUGAUUUAGCUAAGCUAGCUGCGCCUAAAAUGAGUUGUCAGUCGUUAGCUACGUCGUAAAAUUUUGUGGUUUGAGCUGCUCAUAUUAACGCUGACUAGCGAUUUAUCGAUUCAGCUCCCUUACACAUUUAUUUAGCUAUCUUAGCUUAGCUAGGUUCACUUUUGCAGAUCCCUUGGAUGUUCAGUGUGUCAGGAAGAGACUCUUCAGCUCCAUGUCUGCUGAGGCUUCUGUUGGCAGUCAUGCUGCCGACUCUGCCCAGUCUGCUCUUUCCCAGCCUGCCUGUCACAACGCAGAUGAGCACAGAAAUCAGGGUUUGCUGGGGAGCAAGUACGUCAAGUUAAACGUGGGUGGCUCACUGCAUUAUACAACUGUCCAGACAUUAAGCAAGGAAGACAGUCUGUUGCGGAGCAUAUGCAAUGGAGGAACAGAGGUUACCAUAGAUUCAGAAGGCUGGGUUGUUUUGGAUCGGUGUGGCCGACAUUUUGGCCUGGUUUUAAACUUCCUGCGAGAUGGCUCAGUGCCACUCCCAGAGGGCCACAGAGAACUGGAUGAAGUUAUGAAGGAGGCCCAGUACUAUCGGGUCCAGGGACUUGUCCAGCAUUGCCUCAGUGCCAUGCAGAAACAAAAGGAUGUAUUUGAAAGCGUGUGCCGCAUCCCCAUGCUCACCUCGGCCAAAGAAGAACAGAAAAUGAUUGCUACUUGUCGAAAGCCGGUGGUAAAAUUGCAGAACAACAGAGGAAACAACAAAUACUCAUACACCAGCAACUCUGAUGAUAACCUGCUGAAGAACAUAGAAUUGUUUGACAAACUCGUGCUGCGAUUUAACGGCCGGGUCCUGUUUGUCAAAGAUGUACUUGGGGAUGAGAUCUGCUGUUGGUCUUUCUACGGCGAAGGCCGCAAGAUUGCUGAAGUAUGCUGCACCUCUAUUGUCUAUGCUACAGAGAAGAAGCAGACCAAAGUUGAGUUUCCUGAAGCCCGAAUCUUUGAAGAAACCCUCAAUAUCCUCAUCUAUGAGAAUAGUAGAGCCUCUGGUCCCGGGGGCUUAAACCUUUUAGAUUCAAGAGGCUCGGGUGCAUCGCUAGGAGCUGGCCAAUCAGAGGACGAGGGUGCUGUGGGAGGAGACAGGCGAGUAAGACGGAUCCACGUAAGGAGGCAUAUAAUGCAUGAUGAAAGAGGGCACGGUCAGCAAACUGUGUAUAAGGACUAAUAAUGUGAAAACAUAAGGUAUGAGAGAUUGGCUUGAUGCAUGUUGAUUUUUUUUGUUUUUUAAUUGAAUGGUAACAGAAUGAAAGAGAUGUCCCUGAUCAUAGCAAUAGCUGUGGUCGUUAGUUAUUUCAUUAAAUGUCAUUAGAUAGACCUGUCCAGGGUGGACCCCACCUCUUGUCCAAUGGCAGCUGGGUUUGGUUCCAGCCCUCCUGUGACCCUCAUUAGGAAAAGUGGUAUAGAUAAUGGAUGGGUGGAUGUAUUUAGAUGUCACUGCAGAAAUGUAAGGGUUGUUGACUGAUUUGUAACUGAAGUGUGGUUGUUCAAGAUAAAAAAAAAAUGCUUCUGUUUACAAGAAAAUAAACUUUGUAUAUUACUUACAUAGGAAAUGUGUAAAAGUACCUGGGACAUGAAAACUGGAAUAAAAAUGACUUUGCAAAUGUUAAGGAGCCUCCUGCACAAUGGGCCUCAAAACCCAGCUCCCAGCCUAAAGGUGGCAUUCAGCCAAUGACCUACUGUUAAUGCAAGUGUUAACAUGCACUGGCAACAUCUUCUGUGUUUGUCCUGUAGGAAACACUCAGUCACCUUAUUGAGGUUGUGAAAUAUCUGUUGCCUUUUCAUAAGUUGGACUGAAAUGCUGCCUGACAGUGAUGAAGUUUAGUUUAGAGACGUUAACACUGGAAUAAAACUGAGUAGCCAUUUUUAGCGAGGUUUUCCAAGAAAGAGAGUGUUGAGCAGCUACAUUUUCUUUAUUUAAAUUAUUACUGCUGAUGCAUCAGUAUGUUUUUUUAUGAAUUAAUUUAUGAACCUAAUUUAUUGUUUGGUAUGUAACCUUUGUAUAGUAUGCAAUCUUUGUUUUGACUAGUGCACAAGUGAAUUUUAAUUUUGGGAGUGAUAUGAUGCAUUCAACAGCACACAUUAGAAUUUACCCCUGUAAAUUACUAAAUCCUGAUAGAUUUCAGUUUUAUGUUUCAAAAGGAACCAUGACCAUUUCUUUGCUGUUGUAUGUUAUUCUGAGCCAUGAUUUUUAACUUGCGCUUUAUGUCACAUACCAAACCACUGAAAUGUGUUCAAAUACCAUCCAUUGUUUAUAAAGGCAGUUAAAACCUGUUUGUGUUUUCCUCAGGGAGAGGGUAAGUAUUUGUUUCCCCAAUAUCCACCACUGUCUUGUGUAAACCUAAUCUCUGAAUAUUACAAAACACAUUGAGAGCAAUAUGUAUCCUCAUCACCUUGGAAUACCUUCAAAUAUGCACUAAUAUAUCUUCUGUCAAAUAGAGGUCAUGGGAAUAUUCUGAAUAAAUGAGUUGUGAAAUCCGUCUUUA
Monopterus albus (swamp eel) is the source of this 2840-nucleotide messenger RNA. It is a transcript of the gene kctd13, whose product is annotated as potassium channel tetramerization domain containing 13. Gene Ontology annotation, cellular component: Cul3-RING ubiquitin ligase complex. The record is from RefSeq and is a predicted model, not a curated record. The transcript is spliced from 7 exons. The coding region runs from base 527 to 1522 and encodes 331 amino acids. Lineage: Eukaryota; Metazoa; Chordata; Actinopteri; Synbranchiformes; Synbranchidae. Gene Ontology annotation, biological process: protein ubiquitination; proteasome-mediated ubiquitin-dependent protein catabolic process; protein homooligomerization. Gene Ontology annotation, molecular function: protein binding; ubiquitin-protein transferase activity.